Pseudopodoces humilis (Tibetan ground-tit) is the source of this 1866-nucleotide messenger RNA. The record is from RefSeq and is a predicted model, not a curated record. Lineage: Eukaryota; Metazoa; Chordata; Aves; Passeriformes; Paridae.
AUGCAGAACCUGAUGGAUGGCAAAAGCUACUGUAGCCUCAUCUGUGCUGAGGCUCAGCACAUACAGCUGGCAAGGCCUUUCUGUGCAGACCCCCUGGUCACGUUUCACAUGUACCCAGAAGCACCAAACCAGGUCCCUUUGUCCGAAGAGUUGUCAUUCCUUCCUUUCAUGUCGGAGCAUCUCAUCACGGAGACCUUCUACAGUGAGCCCUGCCCCUUUCCCUACCAAAUGCCCCCUUCCAGUCUCCACAAAAUCCUGCAGGCAGCAGCUUUUCCAAGCAUGGCUGCUUUGGAAGGGUGCCUGUCUGGGGGUCCCAGGUAUUGCAGUGUGAGGCCAGCUUUGAACAAGUUUUCAUGUUCCACUGUCAUAUCCACAGUUAACCCCUGCUGCAGGAGCUCUUUUCUUGUGUAUCCUGCCUGGAUUGCUGAGCCCCUCGCCCCCCAGAGGUGCCCGUGGAUCAGCCACUGCGUCCCCUCCCCUGGCCCAGCAUGGAAGAGACUGGGACAGUCAGAAGGCACAGACAGCAACGUGCCUGUGCUGGCUAGAGGGGAGCAAGAUGGGUUUUAUUACCAUGGCACAGUAAAAGAGGAGAUAGAGGGUGAACGAGGCAUGUUCCUGGUAGAGUUUGCCAAACCACUUGUGUCACGUGGAAGGCAUCCAGUGAGUGUGCAAAAAACAGCAAAGGAUGACAUCCUGGAAUAUGUGAAUGGGAUGAAGCACUCCUUGCUCCCUGGAGACAGAGUGCUGGCACCCUGGGAGCCAGACAGGGCCAGGUACGGCCCAGGAACUGUCCUCAGGGGCAUUGAGACAAGGGAUCCCUUACGAGCCUCAGAAGAUGAAGAAAUUGUUGUCCAGUUCUGGAAUGACAAGCAAGUGAAACUCCCCUGUGGUGUGGCUCUGUGGAUCCCUCCUAGCCUGUGGGAGAGGAUUGUGGAGAUGAUCCACAUGCCCUUCACCAGCAGGGUGAAGCCCAGACCAAGCCAGGACACUAACUCUUGUAUUUUUCCCUGCAGUCCUAAGCCAGCCCUGAUUCCUGCUUGUGCUGUAUGUAGCCUUGCCAAGCACUGCUUGCUCUGCUCUCCCUGCUGGCCACAUUUCCACCAGCGCUGUGCUGGUGGGAUCUGCUGUUCAUCAGCCUGGGUAAGGAGCAUCUGCUGCUGCCAUCCCUGUGCUGGUGCCUGGUGGCCUCUUCCCUCCAGGUCUCUGGUCUUUCAGGACAAAGCUGAAGAGGCAGAGUCCAGCAGUGAGCUCUCUCCAGGCCUUCUAGUACUGAAAGGCACAAAACAAGGAGAAGCUGCAGCUGUGGCAACAUGUUCUCCCUCUUCUGAUUCAGAGUGGGAUCUGAAGCCAUCCCUCACUAAGAGUACUGUGGGGGACAGUGCUGUUAACCCAGGCUCCAGCUGUCUUGAAAAGCCCAGGCUAAAGGAUUCUGCAAGACCUGAGGGGAAGUACUGGAAAAGAAGCCACCAAAAGUCCCAUUCCAGUAAUUCAGGACCUGGAAGCUGUAGCAGCACAUGUACAAAGGGCCAGCUGGAAUCCAAAGCCGUGUCCCCUGGGGGCACAUCCAGUGUGGCCCCAGCUCAGCAGAGUGCAAUGUUUGAAAGCAUUAAGCAGACCCCCAGAGGGCAACUCACACUGAAAGAAAUCCUAAGAGAGCAAGAUUUCAAGCCAUCAUUGAGGGUAAGAGGCAGACAGUUUAAACAGCAGAUUCCUACUGUGAAGCUGGGGGAUAGAGAAGAAGGCUUUGCAGCAUCAGAAAAACAAAGAUAUAAAGCAGCAUCAGAUGAUAAAUGUAAAGUGACUUGUGUUGGAGAUGACAAACCUGAUGUUACAGACCCUGUCAGAGCUCACUUGCAACAAAACUGA